Myiozetetes cayanensis is the source of this 6897-nucleotide messenger RNA. RefSeq names its product G protein-coupled estrogen receptor 1 (gene GPER1). Gene Ontology annotation, biological process: G protein-coupled receptor signaling pathway. Gene Ontology annotation, molecular function: G protein-coupled receptor activity. Gene Ontology annotation, cellular component: membrane. The transcript has 5 exons. Lineage: Eukaryota; Metazoa; Chordata; Aves; Passeriformes; Tyrannidae. The coding region runs from base 4365 to 5438 and encodes 357 amino acids. The record is from RefSeq and is a predicted model, not a curated record.
GUCCUUUUUAAUGUCAAAGGCCUGAUGUUCCACAGUGUUUUAAUCAAGGACACAAAUUUAAUUUCAUUUCAUUUCAUUUCAUUUUACUUCAUUAUUCAUUUAACUUAAUUUCCUUGAAAUUUCAUUUACAUUCCAGGUGUGUUCCAGGCUUGUUCCAGCCAUGUUCCAGGUCCACGUGUGUUUCAACAAGCCUAGAAACAUGUUCCAGGUGGUUUCCAAAUGCGUUUCAGGUUUGUUCAAGAACUGAAUGUUAUUUUAGUCAGCAAGCGCCUGGAUUUUUCAUCGUGAUGUACGGCAGCUAAAGCAGUUAUUCUAAUAUAUACACUCUGCUUUCUACAGAAAUAAAAAGGGUUAUAAGCUCCAAACAACAAUUAUAUUUCAUCUGGCAUUUUACAGUGAAAGUCUCAGCCUGUUGUAUCUGCGGAGCAUUUUCUUGAAAAGUUUUCAACUCCUUUGAACAGGAAAGCAGAAGGAAGGAUGACUUCUCACAACAUGACAUGGAUCAGCUACCCAAGUAAGAACCCGGCUUUCACCACCCCAGAAGAAAUCCAAGACAUCAUAGCUUCUCAAAACAUCAUAUCCAGACUUAUGCACUGCUACAUCGCCCUUUUUGUGCCCACAGGAUUAGUAGCUGGCAUAUGUAUUUUGAUUGUUUUCAUAAAAAAUUAUGUGCAGCACAAAGUCAUGGAAAACUUGGACUUGCUUCUUCUACUCUUCACCAUCAGCACUAUUAUAAUGAUUUUUUUAUCGUUCACUGUCAUUACUAGACCUGACUAUUUAACAGCAACCCAGCUCACCUGUAACGUACUGUCAUUUUUUUUCAACUUCAGUUACUUCAACUCUCAGUAUGUUUUCAUUUUGACGCUUCUCAUACUGUUACUCAAGAGGUUUCCACCACGGACUGCUCUGUGCAAAGCCACCCAAAGACCCAUCCUGUGCGCUGGAAUUGUGCUCACAUACACCUUCUGUUUGUCCCUGACUGAGGCAGUGCUGGUUGGCACUGACAACUAUCACCUGGAAACAGACUGCCAGUUAGAUCCACUGUUUGCACGGCCUGAAUACGAGAUCAUUAAAUUCACAUUUGGGUUUGGAAUCCCCUUGUUUCUUCAGAUGCUCUGUUUUACUGUUCUCGUGGCUAAAGCAGCACCUGCUGAAGCUCCAGCCCUACAACAGCACAUCCGCACUUACCCCGCCGUGUACGUGAUCAGCGUAACAACGUUCACGUGCCGCCUGUUUUACAACCUCAUGCUUCUCUUCAGGACAUCACUGAAAUUACAGAAGAGCACGGGAACCACGAAGAACGAGCUUGUGAUGAAUAUUGCAGAAAUAGUGUUGUUCUGUGAGAGCUGUGCUAGCUUGGUAUUUAUACUUUGUUUUCACAAGCCGUGCAAGGCUGAAAUACUCAACGUCAUGCAGAACUGCCGAAGGAAAACCAGUGCCAACAAUCACCUCGAAAUACCAGAAACAAACGCGCCCCACGAAAGCGGGUGUCAGUAGUACUGUUCUGAACAGCUGUCAAGCCACUUUACUUUUCAGCUUGUUUGUGGGUUUUGGUUUGGUUUUUCACUUCUUUAAAAAAGGGUGAUUGUUCCUUCUUUAGAAGCCAAACUUGGCCUAUCUUACAGCUAGCAGUACUGGAAAAAAAAGAGGUCUUUAAUUCUAGUAUUUAUAGUGAUCUUUGAGAGAACAUGUAGGGUCUGGGGUUGUUUGGGGUUUUUUUAAUGUAUAUAUACACAUAUAUAUUAAAAUGGUCUAUUUUCUGCAAGUGUUACUUCAAAGCCAAGUAGGAAGAUGGGUACUGCUGCCAUAGAGCUGUGCUUCUGCAAUAAUAUCAAUGCCCCAGCAGAGCUGCAAACAAAACCAUGGCAGAAAGCAACUCUGAACAAAAGUAAAAAUCCUCAGCCAAAGCAUUCUCUCAGGUAUGCUUCCUCUUUUGACUUCUUAAACUACAAACUAUUUUUGUAACACUGGUAAAUCCAAGUAGCAGCAGUGGUAAAGUUUUUGUCUGACUUCUUGUGCCAAAAAAAAAAAAGAAAAAAUAAAAGAAAAAAAAAUCAAAUUAAUGGAAACACUGGUCCAUAAAGGAAAGCUUCAGGUCCUUUGUGAGGCACUGAACUGAAAAGAUCAACAGGAUGGCUAAUUAAAACUCUGUGCAAGAAUGAAAGCUUUUUGUUAAUGUCCUCUCAGCUUCCACUCUGCAUUUAGACUUAGGGAAAUUAUUGAUUUAAGCCAUUCCUGAUGAGUUCAUUCAGAAGGGUGAAGUCGCAUGCGUUGGAAGAGUCACAUUCAAAAACACACUAAAUAAAAACCAGAGAAAUGCCAGUCCAGAACAGUGUAACUGAGGUGUGUUUUUAAGAGGGCAAACAAAAGCAGAGCCCCAUUUCCUAAAUGAAAUCAAAGCUCUGCUGGAGAAAAGACGGAAGCGUUGUAGGUGUAGAUGAGAGUGGAUGGGUCAAUGGUGCAAGAAGGGGAAAGAAUCUGAAUCAGAAUUAAACAGCUGUGGUACAGGAGGUGAGAUGUGGCCGUGCAGAAUUAGUAGCUAAUGCAGCUGAAAUGUAAGUGCAAAGCUCGCACUGAGCACAUUGUUACUGUCACCAAAACUGGCCAGGAGCCACCUUACACAUUUGGCUUUGGUUUCAGCUUUUCCUCUCAUAGAGGUGGAGAGAACGGAAACAGGAAAAGCACAAAAUUGUACUAGAUCUUGGAUAAUGAUGUCAGCUGAGAUCACAGAGUUAUAAAAAUACAGUGCUGUGAUGAGGACGGCUCAAGCAACCUGAAGAGUUUUGAGAAAACUCAUUUUUAUGCUUUAAUCUGUUCCUUUGUGUGACACUCAGGUGCUAAGGGAACUGACAGGUUUUUUUGCAGUUGUAUCCUUUGAAAGGUCUUCCUGAGGGGGUCCAGAUUUGCGUGGGGAGCUGGUGCAGAUCAGCACGAGCUGCCUAAGAGAGAAAAGCAGGAACUGAUCGACUGAACAUCUUCCACAAAACUACAGCCAAAUGCAGAAAUGGAAGAAUAAAGGACAUUUGUUCAAUAAUAAUACAGAAUAUAGAUUUAGUAUCUAGAGAUACAGAUCUAGUCUUAGUCACCCAAGUCCUGAAAUGUGUAGACCAUGACUAUAUCACAUGCAAAUAAAGGGCAACAUGAAGUUUCACUAUGUCUGUAAGGACCAACAUUUCUGCAAGAUGUAAAAGUCAACUGGUAAGAUGUCUGCAUUGCAUUGUGUCAGUCUGUUUUCCUGUUCAAUUUUGCUCUGCUGCCAGCAUGAACAGAUGGAUAAUUAAAAAACUCUACAUAUAAACAGAUCAUUAUAGAACGUGGUCAGAAAGGAAGUACGUAGAUAAGAAUCAUCUCUUGGAAUACAAGAGCCAAUUCCAUACUUGUGAAAGGAAUUCUCUGAUGGCAUCAGAGGUUUUGCUUUGCACCUGAGAAGAGGGAAAUUAAACAACAUGGACCAAAGAUCAGCCCUACGGAAAGAAGUUUGAAGAGAUGAGUUGUAACAGCUGUACAUCAGUGGAAAAGCUGAACAGACUGAGUGAAGGAGCAUGUCAGGAGAUGCAAGCUGUUUAUCCCUCAGAGUGUCAUAGUUUCAGUUGUGCUGUGGAUCAGAGGUCUAUUUUCUAGCAUUGGAAUUAUGGACAAAUAAUUCUACUUUACUUACAGCUUCUAUAUCUUUUAUAUUUGAGGAUGAAAGAAUAAAUACUGUAUUGUUUCUGAGUCCUGAGUUACUGUGAAAGGUGCCUAAAAGAAAACCUGGUCAGUAACUGGCUGGGACCUGGAAAGUGGUCUAAAGGUGGCAUCUACUGCAGCUCUGCACACCUAAAGGCAAGUUUUUACCGAGACAACAGUGGGAGUUGGAACAUCCUUGAUGUGUGUACCCAGCAAGGACCAGCCUGCUGCUGUCUGGAGGAAAAUCAGCUCUGGAGAAAUGGAAUUAAGGUCCAAGGAUGUUCCUUGAUUAUUAAAAGAAAACAAAUGGAGCUAAAAUUCUACUGCCUUCCAACUUGCAUGAAGAAACACUGUUGAUGAAAACUUUUAUAUAAAGAGAUACAAGUACCAUCAUGGUAAAAAGAUUCCUACAUGAUCUUAAGGCACACAAGAACUGUAAAUUCUCUCAUUUACAAUGUAUAUAGCAUCCUGUAAAACAAAUUAAGACAUUUACUAUUUGUAGUGUUAUAUUUUGGUCAGUUUUAAGUCUAAUUAAUCUGACUUCUAAAGAAUUUUAAUUUUCCAUACAAAACUGCAUCUUUUUCAACUCUAAUCAAAAAUGCUUACUAGAAGUUUAGUUGAAAACAACCAAAAAUCUGAUUUUUCGGUACUGACACCAAACUGUCAUUGCUAAUAUCUUUCCUAUAGACAUUUUAACCAUGGAAACUUAUUCUGCCUCAAUAUCACCUGUUAUAUGUAACAGCACAGCUUUUAACCUGAAUGGAUCCCAUUUGUGUAAUGAAAGCUUAUCCUCUAGAUUAGCAGAUAAAUCGGAACACCAACAAUAUGUUAUUGGUCUUUUCUUAUCAUGUCUUUACACAAUAUUUCUUUUUCCCAUCGGUUUCGUAGGAAACAUUCUGAUACUGGUUGUCAACAUAAGCUUUAGGGAAAAAAUGACUAUCCCAGACCUUUACUUCAUAAACCUGGCGGUGGCCGACCUCAUUCUAGUCGCCGAUUCUCUCAUUGAGGUGUUUAACCUUGACGAAAAGUAUUACGACAUCACUAUCAUUUGCACCUUUAUGUCUUUGUUCCUUCAGAUCAACAUGUAUAGCAGCAUUUUCUUUCUGACAUGGAUGAGUUUUGACAGAUACCUAGCCCUGGCAAAAGUAAUGAGGUCCAACAUAUUCCGCACUAUGCAGCACGCUAGACUGAGCUGUGGGCUCAUAUGGAUGGCGUCCAUUUCUGCAGCUCUGGUCCCGUUCACAGCUGUGCACUUGCAGCACACCGGAGAGGUCUAUUUUUGUUUUGCAGAUGUAAAAGAAAUCCAGUGGUUAGAAAUAACCUUGGGGUUCAUUAUCCCCUUUGUGAUCAUCGGUCUCUGUUACUCGUUAAUUGUCCGAGUCCUUAUCAAAGCACACAAGCACAGGAGUCUUCGUCUGCGGCGGCAAAAGGCUCUUCGCAUGAUUUUUGUUGUGGUCUUGGUUUUCUUUAUCUGCUGGUUACCUGAAAACGUCUUCAUUAGCGUCCAACUUCUGCAGAAGAAAAACGAGCCCGUCUCUUCCAACAGCCCAUCCUUCAGACACGAUUAUCCUUUAACAGGACACAUUGUGAACCUGGCAGCUUUUUCUAACAGCUGUCUGAACCCCUUAAUUUACAGUUUUCUAGGGGAAACCUUCAGAGACAAACUGCGACUGUACAUUGAACAGAAAACAAAAAUGUCAACGUUACAUCGCUUCUGUCAGGCUGCCUUAACGUCUGUCAUCCCUGACAGUAAUGAGCAAUCAGAAGUCUGAUUUAGUAGUCAUUGUAUGAAACAUACGACUGUGGAGUUGUGCAAAUAGUGAACAAAAUGCUUGCUACUAACAGAAAAAAGUGCAUUUGUGAAUAUAUAUAUAGUGUAUCGCUCUACUGAGUAUUGAAGGUUUAUAUUCAAAAUGUUUUUAUGACAAGACUUUGAUGUAGAAGAAUAUGUUUUAGCCAGAUUUAUAUUUAAUUAAGAACAGGAUUAUUAAAAUCUGAGCACUGAAGAAGCUUUAUUUUGUAUUAUACGUGUAUGAAUGACAAUAGAGGGGAAAAUUUUAUCAAGUUAGGAAGACUCUAGAUGUAAUCUGAUUAUCAGAGAUGCUACUUUGCUGGUGUAUAUAACUUCCACUGAAAUAAUGAAGCUGCCCUAACAGUGGGGAAAAAUCAUUACAACAUAUUGACGUGGAGAUGCAGAAAACAUUGAUUUUUUUCAUCCAAACAUGUUAAGAUAAAUGACUUUGCUUAGAACUACAUACUACUAUCGUCACUGUAUUCCAGCAUGUCUUCCAUGAUUAAGUUUUUUUUUAAUCUUAAUACAAUCAAGCACAGUGGUGAGUUUUUGUCUCCUAAAUAUAAACUGCUGUUUAGGUGUUUAUGUGAUCAAAACCAAAAUCAUAUGUAACUAUACUGCUCAUCUCAAAGAACUUCACAUAAGCAAAAUGUAGUGUUUCAUUCUGUCUUUUAAAGGUUGACCCAGACCAUCUCUCACAGGACAGGGAUAAUUGUGCCUGUUCUUAAAAAUGCCAGUGCACAUACAUGUACAUUCACAUCUGCCUUCAGAUUUGAAUGCAUGUUUCAUCUCUUUACAUUCAAAAGGUCUAUUUUGACUGCCAGGACAAAAUGCUGUGAGUUUUAAGGAGGCAUCACUUGCUGCAAGAGGGUGUAAAUAGUGCUUGUGAAAAUAACAGAAGCCUCUAUUUUUAGGAAGGAAGAACUUAUGUAAUCGGGAGUGUGAUUGGCAAUUACCAGAUCUGCACCUUGUGCACUGUCCUUCCCACCUCCAGAGAGCAUUGGCCUUUCAGGGUUUUAAGAUGUAUGUAGGUUGCUUUGCUCAUUUGAAGAUUAAUUAUACUAAGCAAACAAAUUACAGCACCACUUACUGGAAAACAAUACUGUCUCUUUUCUUCUAGGAAAUAAUUGGGUUUUAAAUCUGAUUGAUGUUUAGCACAGGUUACUGCUGAACUUGUUCAGAGGAAGCUAUAAAGUUCCUGGAGAUUAGUGUGCAAGAUCAUUAAAACAUCACUUGCUGCAUCUCUGAAAUGAACAAACCCAUUUCACCUCUGUGCUUAUCGACUGAAGCACCAGAACUCUGCAGAACAAGAUGCUUUGUCCUAUUUUUAAAUGUCACACGUGAAUUAAUUAGCACAAUAACAGAUUUUAAAGCAUAAACGUAGAUCCUUAAAACAACGACUAAAGCUAAUAAAGCAAUAAAGAAAACAGUGAAAACAA